Molecule: messenger RNA, 3718 nt
Organism: Nerophis ophidion (straightnose pipefish)
Lineage: Eukaryota; Metazoa; Chordata; Actinopteri; Syngnathiformes; Syngnathidae
Exons: 5
Coding region: 229-885 (218 amino acids)
Biological process (GO): immune response-activating cell surface receptor signaling pathway; positive regulation of natural killer cell mediated cytotoxicity
Source: RefSeq, a predicted model, not a curated record
AAUUGGGAAGUCCUGCGGGCCUGAUUUUGGAUGCCUGUGGGCCGUAGUUUGGGGACCCCUGGUAUAAUGCAAAGCACUGUAAAGGUACAGGUACAGUAAAGCGCUGAAAAAUAAAGACCAUUUUCCAUUUGAAUUAAAUGUGUAUUCUAAAAAGCCUAAUGUAGGUCACAAGUGUUUCUCGGUUGUUUGUGGUCGUCCCUUCUCGGGGUGGGAGGGUUUUUAGAGAGGAUGUACGGUCUAUGUGAGUGCUUUCAGUGUGGAAACAUGAAGCUUCUUAUGAGCUGCCUGCUUCUCGCCCUCCACUGUGCGCCUUCAUCAUGGGGUUCCAACAUGCAUGUGACCCAGAGUGCUGACAUCCGCGUCACGGAGGGCCAAGAUGUCAACAUCACCUGCUACUGGACAGGAAACUUCAACGGAGUUGUGGUCAAGUGGCUGAAAAACAACACCACAGUCCGCUCCAAAGACAUCCAGCAGGAUACAAAGACCACCUUAACCAUCCACAACAUAACAAGAGAGGAGUCGGGGAAAUAUGUAUGCCAGGUCUUUGUGGACAUACCGGCGCUUAAUGUCUGGACUGGGAAUGGUACGCGUGUCACAGUCGAAAACCAAGAGCCCAACUACAGUGGAGGAAGCGGAGAGACUCCCUGGGUGAUUUCCUUGGCCUCGGUGGCUUCAUUGGUCCUCGUCAUGAUUGUUGUUUUCCUCAAACUGGAGCGAAGACAAGAAGCCAGGGUGAUCUACGAGGUACCACACUCCGAUUCAGAUUCCGCCGACAUGGACAAACGCAACAGCGGCUCCUCCGGAGCCUCGUCCCAGUGGUGUCAGGUGGACGUGUACGAAUCCGUGGAUUACUUUGAGCGCGUGGAAAUGAAGCAAAGCGGGUGAGGACCUGCGCUGAAGACAAGUGAUGUUGUUUGUAAAGCCUUGUACGGAAUGCUUUGCUACACCUUUGACGCAUGUAUCAUAUCAUCCUGUUAUGCUGUGUAAACAUGUUUUGUCUGUUCAAAGAGGGGAAAAAAAAACAAAAAAAAAUGGUAUCAGCUGUGAGAAUUUCCGUAUCGCCGAGUGGAAACUGUGUGUCUUUGUGGCCGUGAAUGACGGGUCAAUGACAGGAAGUGCAAACUGUUUGUGACAUUUCAAGUUGUUGCUCUUCUGCACCUUUUUAAACCGUCUUAAAGGAGCAGGCGGGGUCCAAAUAAAUGUGCAUUUAUGGUUAAUAGGGGGGCGCACAUUGCUUAUUUAUUUAAUUUUAAUUCAUAAUUUUUAAGAAUCUAUUUAAAAGGAUCAUAUCUAGGAGCCAAAACACUGCCGGUAAGAUUUAGUCUAGAAAAAAAAUUGACAUAGCAGAAAAAGUUGUAUUGAUUGACAAAUAAUCGAUCAAGCUUUAUUGUAAGUAGACAUACAAACACAUACAGUAUAUACAACUAAGAAAAUACAGUAUAAAAGGCAUUUUCACAUAAUAUUUUAAAAACAGUGCUUGGGCAUAUUCAGUAAUAUAUAUAUAUAUAUAUAUAUAUAUAUAUAUAUAUAUAUAUAUAUAUAUAUAUAUAUAUACACACACACACACACACACACACACACCGCAUUUUUCGGAGUAUAAGUCGCUCCAGAAUAUAAAUCGCUCCAGAGUAUAAGUCGCACCUGCAGAAAACGCAUAAUAAACAAGGAAAAAAACAGAUAUAAGUCGCACUGGAGUAUAAGUUGCAUUUUUUGUGGACAUUUUUUUGAUAAAACGCAACACCAAGAAUAGACGUUUGAAAGGCAAUUUAAAAUAAAUAAAGAAUAGUGAACAACAGGCUGAAUAAGUGUAUGUUACAUGACGCAUAAAUAACCAACUGAGAAGGUGCCUGGUAUGUUAACGUAACAUAUUAUGAUAAGAGUCAUUUAAAUAACUAUAACAUAUAGAACAUGCUAUACGUUUACCAAACAAUCUGUCACUCCAAAUAGCUAAAUACCAUGAAAUCUUAUACUUCUAGUCCAGUGGUUCUUAACCUGGGUUCGAUCGAACCCUAAGGGUUCGGUGAGUCGGCCUCAGGGGUUCGGCGGAGGUCAAUACACACCCGACUCAUUGUAUAAAUACAGACUUCUUCCUAUCGGCGUAUUACGGAUACGGCAACAGCUGACUGAUUUGCAGGUGUCUAAUUUGAGUUUUGUCACUGUGUUGGUUUUGUUGUUUGAACAAGUUAAUGUUCAUGCACGGUUCAUUUUGUGCACCAGUAAAAAAAAAAAUAACAAGGUAUUUAGUGUGGGGAACAUAUUCACCAUUAAUUAGUUGCUUAUUAACAUGCAAAUUAGUAACAUUUUGGAUCUUAACUAGUCAUUAUUAAGGCCUUAUUAUAACCCUAACCCUCUAACCCUGUCCCUAACCCUAACCAAAUAACUCUAAAUUAAGUCUUUAUUACUUAGAAUAUGUUCCCCUAGUGUCCAAAUAACUCUAAAUUGGUCAUGAUCUGUGGUCUGGAUUAUGUUUGUUAUUUUUUGUUAGUUUUUGGACUCUUUUAGUUCCUGUUUGCGCUCCCUUGUUAUGUUUGGUUACCAUGCCGACUUAUGAUCAUUCUGUCAUGACGGGAGGGGAUUCGCAGCUUACUGCGAGGUUUUUUCUCCCGGGAUGCAAAUAGACUAUUCCGGACAGGGCUUGCAGGUAGGAACAUAUGUAUUAACUCGAUAAAUCUUGGCAGGGCAUGAGGUAAACAAACAUAAAUUAUGGCGUGGAACAAACACAAAACUGUGGCAUGAAACAAACAAACAUAAACUAUGGCUUCGAACAAACACGAAACUGUGGCUAGAAAUAAACAAGACUUACGUGGACACGGCAUAAUUCGAGCAACACGAACUGUGGUAUCGCAUGAAAACAAGCAAUGGCGCCAAGCAGACUGACUCGUAAAAACAGGCUUAAAUAAGGGUCUUGAUUAGAAACGUGUGCGCGGUCAAAACACCAGAGGCAGGUGAAAAUACAAACAUUAAAAUAUUUUUUUAUGUUUUGAUGGCAAUAUUCAUAUUUUUACACGUUUUAUUGUUUUGUGUUUCGCGGGUUUUUAUUUUGACUUUUCAUUUUUCACAUUCAUUUCUCUUUUUUUUUUACGGUUUAAAAUGAAUGGCAGGGUGCCUGUGGGCGGGGCUUACAGCAAGUUUACCUGAAGCCGGUCUUACUAGACUUGGGCUUGCAGGUAAAACGCCGUAGAAAAAGAGCGUACGAGCGAGGGGCGCGAAAUCAAGUCGAAGUUUGAUGGUGUUUUUGUGUUGACCUUGCUGUACUGUGAGGAUGUAGUAUAAGUGGUGUACAUAAAUAUAUUAUGCAUUUUUUAAAUGUUCAUUUUUGUUUUGAUAGAGUCGUGAUAUUUGGUGAACAGUACUUUGUGGAGAGAAAAGAAGAGCGACCUUAAAAUGUAAAUAUAGUUAGUUUUAUUCACUUAAAACAAUUAACAGCGGACACACAAAGCUUGAGUAACUUCAAUUUGUGUUAAAAUACGAGACUUUGAGUAUCCUAAUGUUGAGCGAUUUCCGUGCUAUUCUUCCUCUUGACUUCAUGUACGGAACUAUUUUCAGCAUUCGGAAGUAAAGGCUUACAUCUUUUUUCGUUCUGUCUUUAGACGUAAAUAUCCAUCCAUUUUUUACCGCUUGUCCCUUUCGGGGUCGCGGGUCUGGCUGGGUGUUGUUGUAUUGUACUGUCAAAUAUUAUGUUGACUUGUAUACAUUAAAAAACAAUGUACUGAAACUA